Messenger RNA from Malassezia japonica, 1767 nucleotides. RefSeq names its product polynucleotide 5'-hydroxyl-kinase (gene CLP1). The record is from RefSeq and is a predicted model, not a curated record. Gene Ontology annotation, biological process: tRNA splicing, via endonucleolytic cleavage and ligation. Gene Ontology annotation, cellular component: nucleus; mRNA cleavage factor complex. Bases 1 to 1767 code for a protein of 588 amino acids. NCBI's taxonomy places the organism in Eukaryota, Fungi, Basidiomycota, Malasseziomycetes, Malasseziales, Malasseziaceae. The transcript has 3 exons. Gene Ontology annotation, molecular function: polynucleotide 5'-hydroxyl-kinase activity.
AUGCAGAGCGAGACGCGGCGCGUGCCGCUCCCGCCGCGGUCCGAGUACCGCUUCGAGCUGGAUGCCGGUGAGGCCAUCUCUGUGCGCUUUGUCUCGGAUCCGGUCUCGGGACACUAUGGCGACGCAGAAGUGUUUGGUGCGCCGCUCAUCGGCGGGGCCCAGGAGCGCUGGUAUACCUUUGGCAACGAGGCCAAGGCCGCCAUCUCUUCGUGGGGCGGCGGCGAGGUCGAGAUUGCUGGCUCGGCAUCGACCGAGUACAUGGCCGACGAGCCGUCGCCAGUGUACACGUACGGCGCAAAUCUGCACCUGAACUUGGAACGCGCUCGGAUCCGUGCUCGUGAGCAGCUGCGUACCGACAAGGCGCUCGUCAAGUCGCUCAGCGAGCAGGACGUGCGGGGCGAGGGCGCGCCGCCAUCCUACGAAGAUGGCCAGGGACCGUCGUCCAACGAGCUCUACCACGCCGCCGGCCAGGGCCCUCGUGUGAUGAUUGUGGGACCGGAAAGCGCGGGCAAGACGUCGCUCGUCAAGUUCCUGGCGAACUAUGCGAUGCGGUCGCCUGCUCUCGCGAGCGUCGAAGAGGGUGCCGAGGCAGAGCGGGUCGCGCAAGAGGCGCAGGACGACGAACCACUUUCCGACCAUGAAGAUGCCCCGGAGGAAAAGGCCGACAAGGCCAAGAUCAUGAGCGAGAUCACCGGAUGGUGGCCGAUGAUUAUAGGUCUCGACCCGUCCGAAGGCGCAGUGCCUGUGCCGGGCUGCCUCUGUGCAAUUCCGCUCCGGCCGUCGCCGGUCAACUGCCUCCCAUCGCCGUCGCCUGCGCUGCCGUACGGUGUGACGCCGCAGACGACCGGAGCGCUUCCUCCCACGGUGUCGACUGCCGAGAGCGUCAUGCCCCUUGUGCACUGGCUCGGCAAGCACAAUGUGCGUGAGAACGAGCAGCACACACACCGCGUGAUCGACUGGCUUGCGUACCACGUCGAGAAGCGCCUCGUGAAAGAUACGCGUGCGCGCAUGUCGGGCCUGCUGCUCGACAUGCCCGGCGUGGUGACGGCCGACUCGCGCAACCGGUACUCGUACAUCCAGUACUGCGCGCGUGCAUUCAAAGUCGAUAUGAUUGUCGUGCUCGGCCACGAAAAGCUCAACCUCGAGCUGUCCAAGAUCUUUGGGCAGAGCCCGGUGCAGAUCGUCAAGGUGCCCAAGUCGGGUGGUGCGGUUGAUGUCGAUGAAGUGUACAAGCAAAAGCUACAGGACCUGCAGAUCCGCUCGUACUUUUACGGAAUGCAGCCUGCGAUUCCCAAGGUGGCCGGCGAGGGGGAGCACGCGAGCGAGGCGCUGCCUGGCCAUGCCGAGCCGCUCGGCGGCGUGCCGACGCUUAACCCCUACUCGUCGACGAUCCCCCUGGACCUGCUGAGCAUCUACCGAGUGGGCCAGGACCGUAUUGCGCCGUCGUCCGCGCUGCCGAUCGGCGCGGAGCGCGUCGUGAGCGAGCUGCAAGUGAACAAGCUUGACCCCCUGAACUCGUCGAGCGACCUCUCGUCGCUGCUUCACUCGGUCAUUGCGCUAAUCGAGCUCCCGAGCGAUGCCGAGGAGCUCGGCGAAGGCGAGCUGCCGAGCGAGGCCACGCUCCUCAGCGCGGGCCUCGUUGGCCUGCUGCAUGUGUCGGACAUUGACACGACGCGGAAAAAGAUGACGGUGCUCUCGCCCAAGCCAGGCAAACUUCCGAGCAAGACGGCAUUGAUUGGCGUACGUAUGAUUAAAAGCAACUAUUGA